CAGCCGGCUGUCGUUCCCGGGCGCCAUGCAGCCCCCCGGCGGCAACCGCCUGGGCCUGGAGCCGCGCGAAGACCUGCGACAGCGGCUGUGGCGCCUCAUCGAGAACAACCGCGUGAUGAUCUUCAGUAAGAGCUACUGUCCCUACAGCACCAAGGUAAAAGAACUCUUCACUGAUUUGGGAGUAGAAUGUAAUAUCUUGGAACUUGAUCUAGUUGAUGAUGGACCCAGGGUUCAAGAACUAUUACUGGAGAUAACUAGUCAAAGGACCGUGCCUAAUAUAUUUGUGAAUAAAAUACACAUGGGUGGAUGUGAUAAAACUCUUCAGGCUCACCAGAAUGGUUUACUACAGAGACUUCUACAGGAUGACUCAGCGACUUAUGAGUAUGAUCUUAUUGUAAUUGGUGGUGGUUCUGGUGGACUGGCGUGCUCGAAGGAAGCUGCAGUUUUGGGGAAGAAGGUUAUGGUGCUAGAUUUUGUUAAACCGUCUCCUUUGGGCACAUCGUGGGGUCUUGGUGGCACUUGUGUAAAUGUCGGAUGUAUCCCAAAAAAGUUGAUGCAUCAGGCUGCCCUUUUGGGUCAGGCCUUAAAAGACUCCAGGAAGUUUGGCUGGGAGUAUGAGGAACAAGUUAAGCACAACUGGGAGACCAUGACAGAAGCAAUUCAGAACCAUAUUUGCUCUUUAAAUUGGGGGUACAGGGUGACUUUGAGAGAGAAAUCUGUGACAUACGCCAAUUCCUAUGGCGAAUUCGUCGAACACCAUAAAAUCAAGGCAACCAAUAGAAAAGGACAGGAAACUUUUUAUACUGCAGGGAAAUUUGUCAUAGCAACAGGUGAAAGACCCCGGUAUUUAGGAAUCCCAGGAGAUAAAGAAUAUUGUAUCACUAGUGAUGAUCUUUUUUCCCUGCCUUAUUGUCCUGGAAAGACUUUAGUUGUGGGGGCUUCUUAUGUUGCUCUGGAGUGUGCAGGAUUCCUUGCUGGCAUCGGGUUAAAUGUUACAGUUAUGGUGCGGUCCAUCCUUCUUCGUGGUUUUGAUCAGGAAAUAGCUGAGAAAAUAGGGGCUUACAUGGAACUGAAUGGUGUAAAGUUCCUCAGGAAAUAUAUACCUGUGAAGAUUCAGCUUUUAGAGGAAGGCACACCUGGAAGACUGAAAGUGGUAGCCCAAUCUACAGAAGGGUCGGAAACUGUUGAAGAAGAGUAUAACACAGUUUUGUUAGCCAUUGGUCGAGACUCCUGCACAAGGAAAAUGGGCUUGGAGAAGGUUGGUGUCAAAAUCAAUGAGAAGACGGGAAAAAUACCAGUAAAUGAUGAGGAACAAACCAAUGUGCCCUAUAUUUAUGCUAUUGGGGAUGUGUUAGAGGAUAAGCCAGAGCUCACCCCGGUUGCUAUACGAGCAGGAAAGCUGUUGGCACGCAGACUUUUUGGGGGACGGUUAGAAAAGUGUGAUUACAUUAAUGUCCCAACUACAGUGUUUACUCCUUUGGAAUAUGGUUGCUGUGGAUUAUCUGAAGAGAAAGCCAUGGAAUUAUAUAAAAAAGAUAAUAUUGAGGUAUAUCAUACCUUUUUCUGGCCUCUUGAAUGGACAGUAGCCGGCAGAGAAGACAAUACUUGUUUUGGAAAGAUAAUUUGCAAUAAACGUGAUGAUAACCGGGUGAUAGGAUUUCAUGUUCUUGGCCCCAGUGCUGGUGAGGUUACCCAGGGCUUUGCAGCUGCAAUGAAAUGUGGCCUCACCAAGCAGUUGCUUGAUGACACUAUUGGCAUCCAUCCUACCUGUGGUGAGAUCUUCACAACUAUGGAAAUUACAAAGUCAUCGGGACUGACUAUCUCUCAGAAGGGUUGCUGAGCUUAGACCCUGCUGCUUUAUAGUUUUCCUUGUCAUGUAUACUUUUCUCAGUAGAAGAGUUUUUAAAAAUACCUAAAUAUACUCAGGUAAAACAGAAGCAGAGCAAAUAUGUUAGAGCUCAGAAAAGAUACAGGACUUUUCUUUGGUUGUUGCAGGAAAGAUCAUCGACAAGGAAAAUGGCAUAGCAGCAGGGUAUUUGCCUAACAAGUUUUGACUUCCUUGGAAAAGCAGUGGCGCUGCUUUCUUGACGUCAUAGCUCAGAACCCUAUUGUGAGGUGAGCUAUGACUGAUGAUUCCCUUGCGAGUCAGGACCCCUCCCUUUCCAGUUUAGAUGACUGAACAUCUUCCUGAAGGAACUCAUGAGUCACUCAAUUAGCCACGAUUAGCUUUCCUAUUUGCCACUUGUGUUUGUCUCUCAACUGUGUUAUUUGUAUAAAAAGUUUGCCCAGAAGUAAAGUUGACUGUAAAACCGCACUAUUUUAACAGAUCAACCUAGAAUUCACAGCAGGCCUCUUAUGAAUUGGACUUGGAAAUGGAAAUAUUUCUGAUAAGGUGUUCAGAUAUUCAGUAGGUUUAUCUGAGUGCGUGCAUUGCCAUACAAAUUCUGUACAACACAGAGGCCUUGUUGCCUGACAGUUUGUGAUCAAAUUGUCAGGUAGCAUAAGAAUGCUCUCCAUUCUUAUUUGUUUGCCCUUUGGCACUUUGGAGAGCAAGUCGGGCUGUAGCUUCAGACAGUACUACACACUGUCUAGGUAGUGUUCUCCAUAAACCAUUUUCUCUAGGAGUUCUUUUUAUCUCCCGCCCUUUUAGAGACCUGACUUGUGAUUUUCUCUUACUCAUGCAUUUCUUCAUAUCGUUAACACACCUGAAGCCAUUUUUCCCUGUAGUAUGAGAAAACAUCUCACCUUAGGGGGAAAAAUGCUUGAAUUUUUUUUCACUUUGGUCCAAAGAAUAAAAUUACAAGACUGUUUUCAAUAUUAUGUGAAAUUUAAGUAAUGUCAAAUGGUUUUAAACUAUUUAAUCCACGAUGUAUUAUGAAAUCUAGGUUCAAUAAAUGAACAGCUACAA
Molecule: messenger RNA, 2908 nt
Organism: Phascolarctos cinereus (koala)
Lineage: Eukaryota; Metazoa; Chordata; Mammalia; Diprotodontia; Phascolarctidae
Gene: TXNRD3
Product: thioredoxin reductase 3
Biological process (GO): cell redox homeostasis; cellular response to oxidative stress; glutathione metabolic process
Cellular component (GO): mitochondrion; cytosol
Molecular function (GO): flavin adenine dinucleotide binding; glutathione-disulfide reductase (NADPH) activity; thioredoxin-disulfide reductase (NADPH) activity
Source: RefSeq, a predicted model, not a curated record